AAGACAAACACAAGAUGCCUGAGCAUUGUGCGGCGUAUUCCUGCUCAAACCGGCGGACUUUGGAUGCCAGGGCUCGGGGGAUUACUUUUCACAAGUUUCCCAAAAAAGAUGUGAGGAAGAAGUGGGAAGUGGCCUUAAGGAGAAAAGGCUUCACUGCAACAGACUCAUCUGUGCUCUGCAGUGAGCAUUUUAAGCCAGAAGAUUUUGACCGGACCGGUCAGACUGUGAGACUUAAAGAUGGCGUUAUUCCAUCAAUCUUCAACUUCCCGCUUCACCUCCAAAGACCAAAAAAGGGCAGGACCACAUCUACCUCCAGAAGAGCUGAAGAGAGCAUGUCAGCGGCCUCUCAGGAUGAGACUUCAGCCUCACUCCCACAACCUCAGCCUAAUGAUGAUCAUGGCUAUGCCUUGCCUGCUUCCCCUACUGCUCUUAAAGCCAAACUCCUUGAAGCCUUAGCCAGAGUGGAAAGUCUGGAGCGAGAGAAGAAGAAUGCCUUGGCCAGAGAAAAAAGGGCGAGGACCACAGUCAAGUAUUUUGGCGGACUUGAAGGAGAAUAAUCUGAUCAAUGAAGAGCUCAAUGAGAAGCUCGAAUUCUACUCAGAUCUUCGGAUUGACUUGACAAAGCGGGGCCAUGAAAACCUAAAGGAGUUCAAGGAAUUUGCCCUCACAGUCCAUCCAAAGGCAUACAGAUGUCUCAGAGAGACACAACAUUUUCCUCUCCCACAUACAUUGCAAAGGUGGCUGUGUUCAGAGGAUGACAAGCCUGACCUGAGCAAGAUGAUGCUGGUUAUGCUGGAGAGAAGAUGCCAGGAAGACCAUGCUAAACAUGGAUGUAUCACACUCAUGUUGGAUGUCAUGGCCAUCAGAAAACAUGGACAAUAUAGUCUAUGAAAAUAUAUAUGAUUUACACAUAAAAUAAAACUGUAUAUGUUCAUAUAUAUUGAAAUAGCUGAGUUUAAUUUAUUUUUUGCUUCUAUUACUGUUAAGCCCAGAAUAAAUGAUAAAAUAUGCCAACCCAUGUGUACUGGAUCAUAGCUACAUGUAUGAUGUUUGCAACAAAAAAAAAAGUGAAAAUCAGUUGAGUAUUCAGCGAGUUAUUAUCUAUUAAGGACUCUUGGUUGCGCCUGUCAAACAGUUUGCAUCAAGUGGAGCGGGCGACUGGUCCGAGAUGGCUCCCCGUAGCUCGUCAGCACCAAUAGGAAGUAGCGGUCGAUGCAGCAUCUACUCUAUUAUAUCUAUGGGUACACUCUUCUCACUUGACCACCAUUGUCUUACCUUUAAACACUAGCUCAGCUUAUAUUCUGAAUACAGAAUAGCCUCUAUCAAGCUAAUAUAUCAUCUUGUAACUAUGAUGCCAUGCUGGAAAAACAAUUCCCUUCUUUAAAAGGCAUAAACAAAUGUAUUAAAGUCAAAGCCCUUCCACUCACCAUUCAAUUGCUAGAAUUGUAGAUGCCUGAUAAACGGUUUCCUCCAAACAAUUUUCUUAACUGAUUAUUCUUUAUGCAACUUCAUUUCAUUAUUAACCUG
Oryzias melastigma (Indian medaka) is the source of this 1527-nucleotide messenger RNA. RefSeq lists its product as uncharacterized. The record is from RefSeq and is a predicted model, not a curated record. NCBI's taxonomy places the organism in Eukaryota, Metazoa, Chordata, Actinopteri, Beloniformes, Adrianichthyidae.